This is a messenger RNA of Racocetra persica, 594 nucleotides long. The record is from the annotation of a GenBank genome assembly. NCBI's taxonomy places the organism in Eukaryota, Fungi, Glomeromycota, Glomeromycetes, Diversisporales, Gigasporaceae.
AUGGUUUCUUCUCCACCCCUUGCACCCACCUUACGAAUUCCAGAUAUUCCUGAUUCUGUUCACCCACCCAUUCCCGGGGAGAGUCACCGUUAUUACGGCAAUAUCCAUAAAAACCAGGUAAAACUCCCCACUAAUACCAACACUCAGACUUCUCGUCGAAAUGAAAUUGAUGGUUCUGUGGAAAAUGACAUGACUAUUCAUGAAGCAACUGCCGCUGGAAACAUGGCUAGAGUUAAGGAAUUACUUGAUCCUCGUGGUUCCGGUGAAACUACUUCCUCUUUCUUACUUGCUAACGAAGCAAGCCCAUCUUCUGGUUUAACUCCACUACAUUACGCUGCCUCGCGUGGCCACCUAGAAAUCGUACAGUGGUUAAUUGCCGAUGCUGGUGCUAUUGUAGAUCUUGAAGACCAAACCGGUGAGACAGCUCUUCUGAAAGCCUCUUACAAUGGACAUGCUGCUGUUGUGGAUUGGCUUUUGCAAAAGACUGCCAAUGUUGAUCAAAAAGAUAACGAUGGAUGGACUGCCUUACAUAAUGCUUCUGCUCAGGGUUACUUGCCGAUUGUUAAACAUUUAUUAGAGAAUGCUAAUGCCGAG